Molecule: messenger RNA, 858 nt
Organism: Emiliania huxleyi CCMP1516
Lineage: Eukaryota; Haptophyta; Isochrysidales; Noelaerhabdaceae
Exons: 2
Coding region: 1-858 (285 amino acids)
Source: RefSeq, a predicted model, not a curated record
AUGCUUCGCCGGCCGGGUUUGCUGCGCUCCUUGCGCCUCUCCCGCGCCCUGUCGACGAGGCCGCAGCUUUUAAUCACGGGCGCUACAGGGCUGGUCGGCCAGCGGGUGUGCGACCAGCUGGAGGCGCAGGGCAUCGCUCUGCGCCGGUGCGACCGGCCGCCCAGCCAGGACGGCAACUACGUGCAGUGCGACCUGGCGGACGCCGCGGCGCUGCGGGAGGCUUGCCGCGACUGCGACGCGGUGGUGCAUCUGGGCGGCGUCUCUGGUCCCGGCUGCGUGUUCGAACCCCCGGUGGAUGCGGGCUGCGUGGCCGCUACCAACGUCAUCGGCACCAUGAACGAGAGUCCGGUGAACGCAGUGGACACUUACGCCGCCUCCAAGAUAGCCGGCGAGCAGCUUUGUAGGGCAUACGCGGCGGAGGGCCUGGUGGACACCGUCAGCCUACGACUCGGAUGGGUGUACGGGCCUGGCAGGACCACCGGGUGUGACGUCCGGGGCUUGCUCCAAGGGGAGCCUUCCAGCCUCGACCCAGCGCACGCUCGCAACUACAUCUAUGUCGAUGAUGCCGCCACUGCCCUCAUCUCGGCAGCGGUCCGGCCGGACCCCUUUGCAGGGAUGGCUGUGAAUGUGAGUGGUGAGUACGUGGCGCAUCAAGAGGUUGAGCAGGCCGUCGAGUCUUUAGGAUGCGCCGUGGAGCGGCAGCAUGCGGCUGCACCGGACCCUUUAGUGGGCAAGAUGGACCUCACCAGAGCCGCCGCCGAGUUGGACUGGCGGCCCCGGAUCAAGAUUGAGGAGGGCGUGAGCAAAUAUGCGAAACACCUUGGCGUGUUUGCUUCGAGGCGUCGGACGCCGAUCUAA